Molecule: messenger RNA, 3219 nt
Organism: Penicillium atrosanguineum
Lineage: Eukaryota; Fungi; Ascomycota; Eurotiomycetes; Eurotiales; Aspergillaceae
Exons: 5
Coding region: 1-3219 (1072 amino acids)
Molecular function (GO): nucleic acid binding; RNA-DNA hybrid ribonuclease activity
Source: RefSeq, a predicted model, not a curated record
AUGGCUACGUUCCUCAGGGACAGGAAGGUCUUAGCGGCGGACAUCGUCAUAGUGCAGGAGCCGUGGAGAAACGAACAGCAACAUACAACCCACCAACCAGCGACUGCCGCAUUCCAGCUAGUAUACCCAGCAAAGGAAACCCCGCGUGAGAUGGACCAAAAUGGAGACCAGGAACAGGAUCCAGAUCGUCACCAACCGGGGCUCAUCUCGCAGGAUUACCAGUUGUUGAAGCUCAGAAGGGCCCAGCCAGGCAAGCACUGGACGGACUUAUUUGUGCACAAUGUGUACAAUAGGCCAAGCAGCAACACUUUAGCCCAGCUAAGAGGUGAACUAGCGAGACGCCCUCUUGCAGAACACAUUGGAGGAAUAAGGAUUAUAGCUAACAAUAAAGCUGAGCAACUGCUAGAAAUCACGGAUGAGCGAGGUCUCGAACUGAUUACCGAGACAGGAAGGGCGACCUGGUCUCAAAACGACCAGUCGUCCGUGAUUAACCUGACCUUCAUCAGUUUAAGUCUCUUCAAUCAGCUCGUCAACUACGAGCGGGCAGAUGACAUUGAGCAUUCAUCCGACCAUUUCCCGAUCAGAACAGUACUUAACAUUGAAACCCCGUGUCAGAAACUGCUAGACACCGUCCAAUCAGCAAUUGAGGCUUCAACUCUGUGGGCAAAACCGUCAAUAUGGUCGAAUCCUGACUUCGAUAACGAGUGCAAGGCGGCCGUUAAGGAAGUUCGUCGUCUACGACGCAGGCAUACGAGAACAAAGGAUCCGUACGAUUGGAUGCGUUACUCUGAGGCACGCAACAAGAAAACACGUCUAGUCAAAAGGGCACUAUCGAGAGCGCACCGCCGUCGAGUCCAGCAGGUCAUCGAAGAUGGCCCCCAGGGCAUAUGGCGCCUCGCUAAGUGGGCGAGGAAUCGCAACGGAGCCUACGAAAAAGGCCUCACCCCUUCUUUAAAGAUUCAAGGUCUUCAAUCACCAGGACAGCUGGCGGAGACGGUCGAGCAGAAAGCAAACGCCUUCCGGGCAGCUUUUUUCCCACAGCCACCGCCAGCAGAUCUCUCAGACACUGUGUCAUUUCAAUACCCGCAGCCCAUCGAGUUUCCACCAAUUACUGCACAAGAGAUACAAGAAGCAGUAAGAACGGCAAAGGCAGGGAAAGCUCCAGGAGAAGACGGCAUUCCAAACUCCCUCUGGCACAAGCUGAUCGAAGUACCGGUCAUCCUGCAAGUACUCGGACAAUUAUUUGAUGCGUGUGUACGCACUGGCUACAACCCAACAAACUUCCAACGCUCAAUCACGGUUGUCCUUAGAAAGCGAGCCAAAAGCUAUUAUCAACUCGCAAAGUCCUACCGGCCUGUAGCUUGGCUUAAUACCCUUGGCAAGUUCCUAGAGGCAGUGGUCGCACGGCGGAUCAGCUACGCGGUGGAAACCAUGGGAUUGCUCCCAAAGACCCAUCUCGGCGGUCGACGGGGGAUCUCCACGGACCACGCGAUUCACAACAUGAUUGACAGAAUCAAAAUGGCCUGGGGAAAGGGCAAACCGGUGGUGUCACUGCUGAUGCAGGAUGUAUCAGGAGCAUACGAUAAUGUUUCCCACGAUCGCUUACUCCAUAACCUCAGAAAACGACGCCUGGGACAACUCGCCCCCUGGGUGAAGACCUUCCUCUCUAAUCAGAGCACGAGAAUUCGUAUGCCCGAGGGCAUGUCCGAUCAAAUUUCGACGCCGACAGGCAUCCCCCAGGGGUCACCGAUCUCGCCGAUCCUAUAUCUCAUUUACAAUGCAGACCUCAUUGAGAACUGCGGGAACGGCGUAACCAGCAACGGCUGGGUGGACGAUGUCUGUUUCAUGGCCAAGGGAGAUAGCGAACGCGAGACCACGAAGAAACUCAGAAUGGCACGUCGAAAAGCCGAUCAAUGGGCCAGAACACAUGCCUCAGUCUUUGACCCAAAAAAGUACGCACUCGUGCACUUCGUGAACACCCGAGAAAUUGACCCUCAAUACACACCGCUAUCUAUACAGGGGUAUACCCCUAAUGACGAGAGGUACUGGGCAGGAUGGACACCAAUGGAAGCGCAAGCGUGGAAGACGGGCGGAUGUCUUACGGCUCCCCCGGGAACUUUGACGAGGCACUGGGAGAGUCGGAAAGCAUUCGUCCAGGCACCAUGGCAAGCACCACCAGAGGUGAUCAUCGAAGACAGAGAGGUCGCCGUGAAACGUCAUGAUCAGAUCCUAGCGAUAGGCUGGAGGGAAAGACCCGUGAUUCUGUACACCGACGGGAGCGGUAUUGAGGGAAGGAUCGGAGCGGCGGCGAUCGUGGAUCUCGAGGACCAACAUGCUCAUAGCCAGAUGGGCGACGAGAAUACGUCUACUGUGUACGCAGCAGAGCUUCGUGCAAUCGAGAUGGCGCUCGCAUUGGUUCUGGAAAGCACAGAGCCGUGGGCUGAACAAGCAAAGAACAGGCUAAUCAUCUUUGCAGACAGCCAAGCGGCACUGAAGGCACUCGGCCGACCGCGUAUGCCGUCGGGGCAGGUCUAUUUGGCAGGAUGCCUUGAACUUAUUCGCCAGCUCGCUGAUAAAGGCAUUCGUACCGAGCUCAGGUGGAUUCCUGCUCACCAAGGAGUGAUCGGUAAUGAGAUCGUUGAUCAACAAGCCAAAGAAGCCGCCCAGAAACCCGAUGGACCACUGAAACCCGACAAUCGAUAUAUCUAUCUCGCGGCCGCAGCCAAGCGCCGGAUCCGCAAUGAAGCGAAGCUUGAGUGGGAGAGAACGUGGGCGAAGGAGACAACCAGCCGGCCGACGAGACGCUUGAUCGAAACACCGACAAAAAAGACGUUGGAAUACUGGCCAGGCCUACGCAAAGCAACGGUGUCGAUUUUGAUGCAGCUACGCACGGGACGAAUUAGCCUGAGUGCUUAUCUGAGCCGCAUCAACCGACGUGAGUCGGCGCGGUGUGGUUGCAACCUCGGCAACCAAACAGUGGCUCACGUCUUGCUCGAGUGCCCGUUGCACCAGGAUGAGCGCGACAGGAUGAGAAGCGCUCUCUCCGAUCAGGGAAUCGCUCUCUGUCGAGACGAACUCCUGACAAGGCUGGAGGCUCGCAAUAUUGCGACCGAAUUCAUGGUCAGCACUGGCCUUCUAGGCCAAUUCCAAACAGUCGAUCCAACGGCUCUAGGCGUGGAGGAAGGGGAUGACAAAGGAGCGGAGAUAAUGAUCCCCUAG